Molecule: messenger RNA, 1770 nt
Organism: Frankliniella occidentalis (western flower thrips)
Lineage: Eukaryota; Metazoa; Arthropoda; Insecta; Thysanoptera; Thripidae
Gene: NitFhit
Product: nitrilase and fragile histidine triad fusion protein NitFhit
Exons: 8
Coding region: 299-1687 (462 amino acids)
Molecular function (GO): hydrolase activity, acting on carbon-nitrogen (but not peptide) bonds, in linear amides
Source: RefSeq, a predicted model, not a curated record
UUCUUGGGUUGUAGUAAUAUCUGUCCUGCUCAAAACUUAUUUAAAGAACGGGUUCAAUAUUCUUUAACCUUUAUUUUGUUUUAAAUAGAAGCUGAAUUGAUUACAAGUUGAACGCUUAAUGUAUAUAGCCCAUAAAAACUUGUGAGUGUUGGGAACAUCUCGGCCUAACCAGCCGGUCUAAAGACAACACAACAAGCAGACGGAUUAUUGUAGUAACUCAUUCUUAUAAUUGAAACAAUUGCGCCAGCAAGUAAAACUGAGGAUCUACUUGCUGUAGUAAACGAUCUAUUAGGAUCAAAUGAAACUAGUUUGGAAUCUGUUGCUAAGUAAGAACUCAAUAAUUGGCUUAUCUAAAAUGUCACGAGUAAACAUUAGUCAGAAAGCAAUAAUAGCUGUGUGUCAAAUGACUGCCACUGAAAACAAGGAUGCCAAUUUAAAGGUGUGCAAAGAUCUCAUAACAUCUGCCAAGAAAUUUAAUGCUCAGGUUAUUUUCCUGCCAGAAGCAUGUGAUUAUGUGGGUAAGAACAAACCACAAACUAUUGAAAUGGCUGAAGAUGUAAAUGGUCCAACUUUAAGUGCAUACAAGGAACUAGCCAAGCAACAUAAUGUAUGGCUCUCAUUGGGAGGAAUUCACAUCAAGGUAGAUGACAAAACAGUCAGGAAUGCCCAUGUCCUGCUAAAUUCAAAUGGAGAAAUAGAAGCAGAUUAUUCCAAACUGCAUCUUUUUGAUGUGGAUUACAAAGAGGGUAAUGUUCAUCUUAAAGAGUCAUCGUACUGUAAACCAGGAACAAAACUUUUACCUCCAGUAUCAACGCCUGCAGGAAAUAUCGGUCUAUCAAUUUGUUAUGAUUUGAGGUUCCCAGAGGCUAGCGUUAGCCUGAGGAUGCAAGGAGCCGAUAUCUUAACUUAUCCCUCUGCCUUUACAUUUGCUACGGGAGCUGCUCACUGGGAACCGUUACUACGUGCAAGGGCAAUUGAAACACAAUGUUACGUUGUUGCUGCUGCCCAAAGUGGCAUGCACAAUGAAAAACGUACGUCAUGGGGACAUGCAAUGAUUGUGGAUCCAUGGGGUGCCAUAGUUGCCCAGUGUUCUGAAGGUAAUAAUGUAGCUGUUGCUGAAGUUGAUCAUGAGCUGUUACGAAAAACAAGACUCUCAAUGCCAGUACUGGAACAUAGAAGAAAUGAUGUAUACCCCUCCCUUAAAGUGCACUGCGUCUCACAACCGCAAGAAGACACAGAGUCAAAACAAUUCCAGUUUGGUCAGGUCUAUGUGAAAGGAAGUGGAAUAUUUGCACAAACUCACUCUUCAAUGGCAUUUACAAAUAAGAAGUGUGUUGUUCCAGGACAUGUUUUAGUUUCACCACUCCGAUGUGUACAAAGGAUGUCUCAGCUAAAUCCCGAAGAAGUUGCUGACCUCUUUAUGCUCGUGCAUAAAGUUGCUCCAAUUAUCGAAAAGGCAUUUAAAGGGACAUCUUCAACAAUCGUAGUGCAGGACGGAAAGGAUUCAGGACAAACCAUUGAGCAUGUUCAUGUACAUAUUCUGCCUCGUCGCCCAGGGGACUACCUCAACAAUGAUGACAUUUACAGGGACCUUGCUAAACAUGAUAAAGAUGACUCCACUGGUCGGUGGCGCACCGAGGAAGAGAUGGCGGCGGAAGCCAAGACGCUCAGACCCUAUUUUACGUAAUUUCAACGCAUGAUUACAAGGCAUUUUUCCGUAUCUUACCUACAAUCUAUUAACAUGAUCAUUACAUAAAAGAACUAUUUUCA